Messenger RNA from Dermochelys coriacea (leatherback sea turtle), 5126 nucleotides. It is a transcript of the gene FGD1, whose product is annotated as FYVE, RhoGEF and PH domain containing 1. Gene Ontology annotation, molecular function: metal ion binding; guanyl-nucleotide exchange factor activity. Gene Ontology annotation, biological process: cytoskeleton organization; filopodium assembly. Gene Ontology annotation, cellular component: cytoplasm. NCBI's taxonomy places the organism in Eukaryota, Metazoa, Chordata, Testudines, Dermochelyidae. The transcript has 19 exons. Bases 2171 to 4747 code for a protein of 858 amino acids. The record is from RefSeq and is a predicted model, not a curated record.
GUAUAACAGGCCAGGCGGGUGAGCCAGCGAUGCUCCGGCAGCUGGCGACUCGGGGCCGGGAAGCCUUUGACGGGGCCUGCCAGGCCCGAGCCAUGGCGAAGGCAAGUCUGGCAGGUCUGUAAUCAAUGGGCGUUCCUUGCUGCGUGUGGUUCCUUUCCAGUGCCUGGCUCUGCGCCUUUAAAUCCUUCCCCCACUGUUCCCAUCUGCUGUGGUUUGAAGCAUAUUAUCCCAGAGCAGGAGGAAUCCCCCCCCCCCCGACCAUGUGCAAGCAGGGAAAGAAGCCGUGGGCUGGAUUUAGCAGCAGAUGUCAGAGGUCCCCCCUCCUUGGGAGAAAAAUCCCUGGCCUCCCAGAGGUGGAUUUCCCUGCUUAAAAUAGCCAGCCAGCCUGAUUUCGAAGAAGCGCAGUGAACAUCCAAGUUGGCUCUUUUGUUUGGCAAUAACCCCUCGGGAACGCAGGCUCUGCUCCGCAAGGACUCGGAGCUUGCACUGGCUUGGAGCUUACGAAGCUAGAAACAGGAGCUGACACCUGGUUUGAAACCAGCAAAUUGGGAUUUACAACUGUUCUGGAAAUUAGGAAACAAGGAAUCGGAGUUUACAACGGGUUUGAACCCAAGAAAUCCCAGUUGACAACUGGUCUACAAGUGGUCUGAACCCAAGCUGUCAGCGGUGGCCAUUAGUUUGUAAUUGACGAAGCGAGACUUGCGUGUUUCCAGCCCGGCUGAAGGGCCUCACAAGGCAAGAAAUCGCAACUAGUUUGAAACGUAGGACACCAGAAAUCGGCGUUCACAGCUGGCUGGAAGCGCUCAAAGCUGAAAACGGGAGUUUACAACUGAUUUUAAAUGUCUGAAGCAAGAACUGGGAGUUGCCAACCAGUUUGGAUCGUCCUUUUAAGCGGUGGGAAAUAAAUCCGAACCUGACUACAAAAAGCCAUGAAGCUGGGCUCCCGAUGAGCGAACCCUCCCUGGAGGAGAUGGGUGGGUACAACUGAUGUGAAACCUCGAAGGAGCAGAGCUGGGACCUCUCGGCUGAGGGAGAAUUUCCGAGCCAGGAAUCGGCAGCCCCACGCGCUGUGGCGGGGGAGAAGAACUCGUUCUCCGGGGCAAUGAGCGAGAUCCUCGUGGGGAGUCGGGGGAUUGACUAAAGACGACUCGGACAUUGCAUCUGGCUGGGGACGGUUUCCAGCACGGCCCACACAAAAGCAGCGCUUGGCAACCGAGGAAAACCUCUUGGGAGCUAAGAGGUCGGGGUUUGGCAAGGCCGGAGCUGGGGAAGUGGCUGCCUUUUGCCACGGCUGCAGCGCGGCCCCCCUGACCUGGAGGAACCCCUGGAUUUUUUUGACGAGGGCCGUCCGAGGCCUUGCUGCGUGGCUGAGCCUGCGUGGAUGGAAAUCCCACGUGGACUGGGUGUUUUUCCCCCCCUCCUCGCUCUGGGUUCGUGGGCGGAGAAGGGGGUAGCUGAUUUUGCAGCAAGCCAGCGGUGCAUGGGGCCCAAGUGAGCCAGGCCCCCCCAUCCCAGCCUUGGAGAAAACAGACCCCCUCCCUUCCCCAUGCCUCCAGCCCCACGCUGACGGGGGAGCAGGCGCCUGCCCACCUUCCGCUCUCUUCCCAGCCUCCGGAUAGGGAUCGGACACCCCUGGCUGAGGAUGUGGCCCGAGAUCCCCGGGGCUCGGGGGGGCCUGGGACCGGAGCUGGGGGGGGAUUGAGGCCUGGAGGGAGGGGUGCAGACAUGCAGAGGGCCAGUAUGAUCGGGAUCCCCAGCCUGGACCAAGCCGGAUCCUUCUCCCAGCAGUGCAAGGCCAUGCGGUUCUCCUAUCACCUGGAGAGCGGGGCUGGCGGGCACCGAGCUGGUGCUGUACAAAUCCCCCUGACUGAUCAGGGCCCAUCCCAUCAGGCCCCGACAGCAGGAGACAAUUCCUGCCCCAAAGACAGAGGUGGAAGGGGAAACUGAGUCACGGAGGGGUGAAAGGACUGGCCUAAGCACGGGUUUACCAGGACUGGAACAAAGACUCACGGGGGGGAGGGAGCGUCUGCGUGUGUGUCAGUCCCUCCAUGCGGACCCAGCGGGAGGGGACGAGCCUGGCUCAGGGUCGGUCUGUCUGCGGUACCCUCCUCUUGCGACACAUUUCCAGCAAAACAAAACAACCACAGUGUUAUUGUUCCCAAGGGCUCAGAUGAUUCGGGAUGCGAGAGACCCCGUGAUUGUCCAGAGGAAGGCUGGCGCCCCGGGCCAGGGCUCCCGGCUGCUGGUCAAGAGUCUGUCCCUGGAGCCGCGAAGCGAACCCUGGCGUCCGGAGAGCGCCCAGCGCCUCCGCUCAGACCCCGGGCCCCACAGCGACGGGGGGGAGCCCCGCCCCGCCCUGCCCAGGAGGGCCCUGGGCCCCAAACCACAGGUCCCUCCCAAACCAGGUCAUCUCCAGAGCACCCAUCCCCCGUGGCCUCCGGCCCCCAUCCCCCCGCCCCCCUCGCGCCCCCUCCCAGCCAACCCCCGCCUGGGCUCCCGGAGCCCCCUGACACCGCACCCCAAGGCUCAGGAUGGAGCUGGCUCCACAGCUGUCUUGACCCUCAUCGAAAAGUUUGAGAGGGACCCUGUAAUCCUGACCCUGGAGCAGCCGUCCCACACCCCCAUCCCGGACCCCCCAAGCCCUGGGGAGGCUGAUGUAACCCCCAAGUCGCUGGCUCUCUUGGGUCUGCCGGGGGGGGAGGACUCGGGGCCAGCCGGGCGGGGGGACCAGGCCCCCUGUCUGUCCCCCACGGCCCACAGCGGGAAACUGGCCAACCGGGACAGCGGCUUCGACAGCAUCAGUUCCCCAUCCCCCAGCGAGGAGCUGGGCUUCGGGGGGGACGAGGGGCCCGUGGGGGAGGGUGACGGGGGGGGCAGCCCGGGGUCCCCCCCCUGCCCAGACUCCGAGGUGGACAGCGACCUGGACGAGGGGAACGGGGACGAUGGGGUGUCGGUGCCAGGCACGGUGCCCCGCCAGGCCGGGAGACCGAACGCGCCGGAGCUCACAGCCCCCCAGAAAGCCUUCCACAUCGCCAAUGAGCUGCUGCAGACAGAGAAGGCUUACGUUGCCCGACUGCACCUGCUGGAUCAGGUGUUCUGUGCCCGUCUCCUGGAGGAAGCCCGCAGCAGAAACUCUUUCCCCGGCGACGUGGUGAUGGGGAUUUUCUCCAACAUUUGUUCCAUCUACUGUUUCCAUCAGCAGUUCCUGCUGCCGGAGCUGGAGAAGCGCAUGCAGGAAUGGGACAGGUACCCCCGCAUAGGGGACAUACUGCAGAAGCUGGCACCGUUUCUCAAGAUGUACGGGGAGUACGUCAAGAACUUCGACCGGGCCAUGGAGCUUGUCAACAUCUGGAUGGAGCGAUCCACCCACUUCAAGCUGAUUGUCCACCAGAUCCAGAUGGAGGAGGCCUGCGGGAAUCUCACCCUACAGCAGCACAUGCUGGAGCCCGUCCAGAGGAUCCCCCGGUACGAGCUUCUGCUCAAGGGUUAUCUGCAGCGCCUGCCCCCCGGCGCCCCAGACAGCCGGGAUGCAGAGAAGUCCCUGCAGCUGAUCGCGACGGCCGCGGAGCAUUCGAACGCCGCCAUCCGCAAAACGGAACGGAUGCAUUCCUUGCUGAAGGUGUACGAGCUGCUGGGCGGGGAGGAGGACAUCGUUAGCCCCACUAACGAGCUCAUUAAGGAAGGCCACAUCCUCAAGCUGUCGGCCAAGAACGGGACCACACAUGACCGGUACCUGAUCCUGUUCAACGACCGGCUGCUCUGCUGCGUCCCCAAACUGUGGCUCCUCGGUCAGAAAUUCGGGGUCCGGGCUCGGAUCGACGUGGAGGGGAUGGAGUGUCUCUGUCCCGCAGGUGAAGGAGUCGAGUGGCAUCAACCUGCCCCGGACCUUCCUGGUGUCAGGGAAGCAGCGUUCGCUGGAGCUGCAGGCGAGGACGGAGGAAGAAAAACACGACUGGAUCCAGGCAAUUCGGGCCACGAUCCUGAAGCUGGAGCAGAUGCCGGUGGGAGCUGUCCCCCGGGAAGAGGAGGAGCCCUGGGCUGGAUUGCUGGGCCGGGAGCUGGGCCGCCGGGCGCCGACGCCGAUCCGGGAGAACGAGGUGACGCUCUGCAUGCAGUGCCAGGAGCCCUUCGCCGCCCUCACCAAACGCCGCCACCACUGCCGGGCCUGCGGGCGCGUGGUCUGCGGGAAAUGCUCCGAGUUCCGGGCCCGGCUGCUUUACGACAACAACCGGCCCAACCGGGUGUGUGGGGGCUGCUUCGCCGCGCUGCACGGCCCCCCCGGGCCUCCCGGCCCCCCCCCGCGCCGCCGCUCCAUCCUCGAGAAGCAGGCGUCGGAGGUGGCCGAGCGCAGCGUCGUCUGCAGCUCCCUGCACUACAUGGAGCCGGGCGCCAAGGCCUGGCACAAAGGCUGGUUCGUUGUCCCAGAGAGCGAGCCCCUGGUGCUGUACGUCUAUGGGGCCCCCCAGGAUGUGAAGGCCCAGCGCAGCCUCCCGCUGAUCGGCUUCGAGGUGUCGGCCCCGCAGCCGGGGGUGCGGCUCGACCGGCGUCACUCGUUCGCCAUCCGCCAGAGCCAGCUGUGCUGGCAGUUCAGCGCCGAGUCGGAGGGGCUGCAGCGGCGCUGGAUGGAGGCGCUGAGCCGGGCCGGGCGGGGGGAGCCGGCAGCCGCCCCCGGGCCCCUCCCCGAGGGGACCUGACGGCGCCGGGGGGCUGGCCUGGACCCGACCCCCCCACAACAAACGAUACUUGAACUGUCCUCAGGCACUUUGAACUCACCUCCCCACACAAGUGCUGGCCUAGCUGUUAACCCCCCCUUUGGUGUAACCCCCCCUUUGUUCAGCUGUGAUCUGCCCCCCCCCCCCCCGGGAUCGACAUGCUGGCUCACUCCCGUCCUGUCCCCUCGGCUCACGCGGCGCUCCAGGGACAGACACUCGCUUCGCAGACGACCAUUUUAUUGUUGCUGACAUGCAGUGGCUGGCCACUAGGGGGUGGCCUCCCAUCCAAGGGGCCACCCCAACUCUCCCCCCCCAGAAGAUUGGGGGGGGCCCGGAUUUUCUAGAGCUCUUGGGAGCCAGGCGUUGUUGUUAAAGCUCCAUCAGCCGAUUUCUUAAUAAAGGUUUUGUUUUGUU